Molecule: messenger RNA, 5259 nt
Organism: Entrophospora candida
Lineage: Eukaryota; Fungi; Glomeromycota; Glomeromycetes; Entrophosporales; Entrophosporaceae
Source: the annotation of a GenBank genome assembly
AUGCAUCGCAUACUAUUUUCUAUUGUUAUAGUAGUUUUGCUUUGCUUAAUUAACGUAGAAGCUAAAUCGACAACAGGUAAUCAUAUACUGGUGCUGCUUGACAAAAUCGAUGAAAAAGAUUUAUAUGCUAGUUUUUUUAAAUCUUUAAAAGAUCGACAAUAUGUGCUUUCGUACAAGAUAACAACAGAUCCUUCAAUCCAAUUAUUUAAAUUUGGAGAAAGAAAUUAUGAUCAUAUUAUCAACUUUUCACCAAAAACAAAAACUUCAUUGAUUGAUUUUCUUAAAAAAGGUGGCAACAUAUUAUUAGCAGCAUCAUCAGAUCUAUCAGAAACAGUUAGAGAUUUUGCACGUGAGUUUUCAAUAGAAUUUGAUCAGAGAGAUACUUCUGUGAUAGAUCACUUUAAUUUCGAUGCUUCUGCCGAUGAUGGAAGACAUAUACUUAUUGUUGCUGAUGGAUUUACCAAUGUCAAAACAAUUCUUAGCAGAAACGUAAUUGAAGGUCCUCCAGUACUUUUUAGAGGCGUGGGGCACAAAGUUGGAACCAUACCAUUGUUAACCAAGAUAUUAUGGGCUGGUGACACUGCAUACUCAUUUGAGACUAAGAAAGAUCAAGUGGUAGAUGAACAGCCAUUAGUUGUGGGAAAUGAAGUUGGACUAGUAACUGCGUUACAAGCAAGAAAUAAUGCAAGAGCUACAUUUGUAGGAAGUUUAGAAUUAUUUAGUGAUCAAUUCUUUAACUCAAAAGUACAAAAAUUUAAUUCUACAGAGGUAUAUCCAAAAUCAGGUAAUGAGGCAUUUGCAAAAGAUUUGACAGAAUGGUCAUUUCAAGAAAAAGGAGUUUUAAAGGUUGUUUCACGAAAUCAUCAUAAAGAAGGCGAAACUGAACAAUUGGACAUUUAUCGAAUUAAAGAUGAUAUUGUUUAUACAAUUGAAAUAUCCGAAUAUGCCAAUGGUAAAUGGCAGGCAUUUGAUGGAAAGGAUGUACAACUAGAACUUAUCAUGUUAGAUCCAUAUAUUCGAACAAACCUUACAUCAUCACCAAUAUCAAUUGGGGAUAAAUCAAGAAAAUAUAUAGCACAUGUGAAAUUACCAGACGUAUACGGAGUCUUCACUCUAAAGGUCAAUUAUAAAAGACCUGGAUAUACUUAUAUAGUAGAUUCUACAACUGUGGCCAUAAGACCUUUUAGACACAAUGAAUAUCCAAGAUUUAUAACAGCAGCUUAUCCAUAUUAUACUGGGGCAGCUUUAACAGAACCACGAGCUCCUGGUGAUGUGUUGGACGAUGCCAGUAAAACUGUACUUUUAACUACUCAACUAUUUAUCUCUACGAUGGCUGGUGGCAGUGCCUUUCUUGUGUUUUGUUUCUUAAGAACAAAGUGGAGUACUAUGUUUGCUCCACGUUUAAGGCUUAACAAACUUGCACCAGAUCCUUUGCCAUCAUCUUUCUUUGGAUGGAUUAAGCCUUUGUAUGAUAUACCUGAAUCAGUUAUUUUAGAGAGAGUGGGAUUAGAUGCUGCUGUGCUUUUGGCAUUUUUCAAAAUGUCUGGUAAACUCUUUAGUUUUUGUAGUUGUGUUGCAUUUUUUGAUGAUGGACCAAUCCAAACUCCAGUAGAUGAAGGAACGGAAACAUUGAUAAAAUUGAUUUCAUUUGUUGUAUUCACUUGGGAAACAAUCACAGCUAGAACAGUUAUGGUAACAGUGAUACCUAAAGAGUUACAAACAGACAAAGCACUAGCUGAAUAUUAUGAUUCAUUAGGUUUUGGUCAAGUUGAAUCUGCUGUUAUAUAUCGAUAUGUGAGGAAAUUAAGGCAUGCAAUUCAAGAAAGAAUGGAUGCAUUGAGAAAGUUGGAGGUGGCAUAUGCUGAAUACUUGAACAAUCCAUGCUCUGAUGUAAAGUAUGAACCCUCAGAAGCACUAAAAGCAUUUGAAGAGGCACAGAAAAAAAACCCAGAAUCUUCUAAUAAAGAAAUUGCUGCUGUUCUUGCUCCUGUUAAUAAGGAACGGCCUACUAUGCGAUCUGGACUUUUUGGAAUAUUUGGCAAAAAAAUAGAUAAAAUUGAAUAUUUGACAAAUGAAUUUAACAAGGCUGAUAUGUUAGUUAGGCAGGGAAGAAGUGGCGCUUAUCACUCUACACCUGUUGGCUUUGUCACUUUUGAAAGCAUAACCAGUGCACAAUUAGCUGCUCAGGUUCUUAUAAAAGCUCAACCUUUUGAAUGUGAAACUGUUAUUGCACCAGAACCUCGUGAUAUAUAUUGGCAUAACCUUACAAUAAGGAAUAGAGAAUAUGCGAUUCGAACUGCAAUGGUCAAUGUCAUAAUAUUUAUAUUGGUAUUCUUCUGGUCUGGACCUAUUGCGUUCUUUGCCACAUUUCUUGAUUUAGAAUUCUUAAGGAAAGUUUUUCCAUGGUUGGCAGAUCUUGCAUCAAAAAAUGAGAUGGUAAAAGGUUUUAUCCAGGGAACACUUCCAACACUUUCAGUCACUGUGUUCAAUAUUGUUUUACCAAUCAUUAUGACUUAUCUUUCUCAACUUCAAGGAUUUUAUGCUCGAAGUGUGAUUGAAUUUUCAACAUUUACAAAAUAUUUUAUAUUUUUGUUAUUUAAUGUCUUGCUUGUCUUUUCAUUUGCUGGAACUUUUGUUAAAAAUUUCGAAGAGUUUGUUAAAGAUCCAUUGGGAACAGCAGAUAAAUUAGCAAAAACUUUACCACAAGUAGCACCAUUCUUUAUUAAUUUUGUAAUACUUCAAGGAAUUGGUAUAUUCCCAAUACACUUAUUACAAUUGAGAGAAGUCUCAAUGACCCUUUUUUAUCGAUUAAUCUCAAAAACACCUAGAGACUAUGCUGAAGCUAAUGCACCACCAUUUUUGGAUUACGGAGAAGAAUUACCACCAAUGGUUUUAAUUUUUGUACUAGUUUUAGUUUAUUCUUCUCUUGCCCCAGUAAUAUUACCUUUUGGUGCUAUUUAUUUCUUCCUUGGUUAUAUUGCAUAUAAAUAUUUGUUAUUAUAUGUGUAUUUCCAUCCAUAUGAAACUGCUGGUCUUGCUUGGCCUAAAAUUUUUCAACAGAUUACAAUUGGACUUUACAUAUAUCAAAUAUUGAUGAUUGGUUAUUUAGCACUUCGAGAGUCUUAUUUUCUGGCAGCUGCUCUCUUACCAGUCAUUAUAGCUACUAUGUUUUUUUAUCAGUUUGUUAAUUCAGCAUAUGAUCGUAAUUCUAAAUUCAUUCCAUUGGAAAAAUUGAAAGAGGCAGAAGAACAAUUGCCAGACCAUACUGACCAUGUCACCUUUAAACAAAAGGAUUCCAAAACCAAUCCAACAGCAGUCACCAAUAGUGAAAAUUCUAACCCACAAACCAAUAGCAAUGUUGCCACUUCUUCAUCGUCAGGUGGUGGUGCAGGCGGUGGUUCUUCUGCUGCAGGAAAAACUGUAGAAGGUGAAUCUCAAAGGGAUGUGUUGGAAGAUGAUUUGUACCAUGCAGCACCAGACAUGUACACUGAUUAUAGUCAACCGCCAAUGACUUUAUUUGAUGGAGUUCUGAACACUGGGAUGAGAAAUUACGUUGCACCUGAAUUGGUUGGCACUUUACCUUGGCUAUGGCUUCCAGUUAAAAGAGUAAAGGCAGGAUUAUUAAAAGGACCAGGAUGGUUUAGUCGUAUAUUAGGUCGUAAGAAAGAUUCGGAGUUGAUUCAAGAUAAUGAAAUUCAAGAAACUGAGCAUGAGCCAAUAAUCACCGACCCAAUUAAAGCAAUGGAAUCACAUGAUUUGGCAAAUCAAUCGGCAGCUGACUCCAGAAUUCGUGACGAGUUGCUCAGACACUUACAUGAUCCCGCCAAUCCACAUAAAAUGUAUUACUGUAAAAAAUUCAGAGAUUUGAUCGAUGAUGACGAUGAUAAUGGCGGCAGACAUAAUAGCAUACUGGGUUCUCCAAGUGGUACAAGAGUUGAAAGCCCUGAAAGAUCGGAAACUACAACAAGUAGAGACGGAUCUGUACCUCGAAGAAAAAUGUCUAAAGCAAGAAAAUUGACAAAUAAACUUGGAAAUGAGAGUGAGUGGAAGUGUACGGGUAAAGGAAGAGGAAGGAUAUGCGAAGUUACAAAUUUUUGUGUAGAUAGCGCAUUUAUACUUGGUGACAAAAAACAAGCCAUUGAUUUUUCCUCAACAAUACCGAAAAUCAAUAUAAUGAGCUCAGAUGAGCCUUCAGACCACUACUAUCAGCCCAAUGUGCGUAAGUUAUCUGACUUUCAAUCUCAUAAAAUACAAUACAUCAACGAUACAAUAUUUGUUUAUGGCUUAUAUGCGCCAUAUCAUUUCUCACAUUGGCUUUAUAAUGGCCUGAUCCCGUUGUACAGUACAAUGCGUGAGUUUAAUGCAACAAGAAGGUCAUGGAUAUUGAGAGUGGAUAAUUCAUUGCGUACACAUUCUGGACAUGAUACAAUGUUUUUGGCGGAUGAAGGGAAAGAAAUUGUGAACCAUCUAAAUGAAAUACAAACUCCACAACAGGUUUUGGCUCCAAGAACGCCAAUUUGUUUCGCAAGAGGGGUCCUUGGAAUCUUACAAAGAUACAAUAGUCGUAGAAUCUUAAACCUUGACAAAUUAAUUGAUGCAUUAAUAAAUGAUCAAGGAGGAGGCCAUAAAUUCAUUGUAAAACUUCUUGAUUUUGAUUCAGGAUGUUCACUACAGGAAACUGCGAAACUCUUGUCGGAUAUUGAUAUAUUGGUGACACCGCACGGAAAUGGGAUAGGCGCUGCAUUGUUCAUGCAAAAAAAUACAACAGUUAUAAGUUUAGAUUCCAGACACUACUAUGAGUAUUGGUUUUCAUAUAUAUUUACAUCUGUGGGAAGAAGAUUCUAUAAUUUUGAAUGUCAAGAAGGGGAUUGUCAAGUUGCAGAUUUCGAGUUGGCAAAAAAGGUGCUGGAUAGGAAUGGCGUGACGUUGGAAUAUUUUGAAUUAUUGGAGUUCCUUGGUCCGGAGAUUCCUAAGAAUCUGAAUCUUGAUUUGGCAAUUUACGCAGAAUAUGCCAAAGAUGCAAAUAGACGAGUAACCAUUGAUCGAUUACUAAGGUUUAUAAAGAAUGAUGUUGUGAACGAAAAUGUGAUCAAGUUGGUAAAUGAAAUAGAUUAUGUGGAGUUGUGUAAGAUUGGAAAGUGUUGUGGUCCUGACUGUGAAUAUGUGAUUAACAGGAAUGUGUUUGGAAAGUUGAAUUCAUGGAAUAUAACAUAUAAUGAAAGCAUAGUGGGAAAAAACUGGUUCGAGAGUGGUAAAUAG